CUUUUCAUUGAAUAUUUAAAUGGUACAAUUGUAUAAGCAUUUUUUAAACCCAUUUUACCUGAUCAGCAAGAGUACGGAUUUUGUCUAUGGAGACUAUUGUUAUGAAACACGUCCCCCGGAAGUAAUUUUAACCGCAUGAGUCAAAAGCCGACAGCUCUCGGUGGACGUAACAUACAGGCAGUGCAGUGUUUCACAGUUUUACUAACUUCAUCAUGGCUGAUUCUUUGCUUCGAUGGACUGCUGAUAAGUUAAAGCAUAAUUUUGGAUUGGAGGCAGGCGAUGACAUUGUACAGUACAUCCUAUCUAUUGACAAUGCUGAUGAAAUUGUGGAGUAUGUUGGAGAUCUCUUACAAGGAACGGAGGGAAACAAGAAGGAUUUUGUGGAUGAGCUGGUGCAGAGAUGGCAGAGGUAUCAGAUGCAAGCGCCUGAUGGUCAAGGGGGCGUCCUUAAGAAAGAGGCAAUCAUGGAGGGUCUGGAUACAGCUACCAAAGACACUCAGAAGAAGUCCAAGCGGAAGGGAAGAAACAAGCAAGAGAUUGUGACUGUCUGUCAGGAAGAACCAGAGCCUGUGAAAACUCCCAUUGACUUGAUGAAGGCACAAGAAAACAGCGGCUCCAGCUCAGUGAAAAAGAAGAGCAAGUUUGUGAAUCUGUAUGCUAAAGAGGGUCGAGAUAAGCUGGCUGUUCUUCUUCCUGGCCGUCAACCCUGUGAGUGUCUGGCUCAGAAACACAGACUCAUCAACAACUGUCUGAGCUGCGGCCGUAUAGUGUGUGAGCAAGAAGGAUCUGGACCCUGUUUGUUCUGCGGCAGUCUGGUCUGUACUACAGAGGAGCAAGAGAUACUGCAGCGGGACUCCAACAAAAGUCAAAAGCUCCGUAAAAAACUCAUGGGAGAGGGAACUGAGCGGGAGUAUCUCCCCCAUCAAGAGGCCAAGAUGAAAGCUGGUCUGGAAAAUGCUGUAAAGCACAAAGACAAACUUCUGGAGUUUGACAAGAACAGUGUUAAGAGAACACAAGUCUUGGAUGAUGAAUCCGAUUAUUUUGCAACGGAUUCCAACCAGUGGCUUUCUCCAGGUGAGAGGGAGGCAUUACGCAAGCGAGAGGAGGAACUCCAGGAGCUUCGACACGUUUCCCGCAAAGACCGCAAGAUUACAAUCGACUUUGCAGGGAGACGAGUGCUGGAUGAAGGGGAGAAUUUGACUCCGUACUACCAGAAGUUUGAUGAGACAGUCAAGGCCAUCAACACUGGUUCUUUUGGCCAGACACCAAAACAUUCUGUUUCCACUGAUGGACAGCACCUCAGAGAGCUCGUCAACCCCAACAUCAUGCAGGCCGCACCAGAGUGGGUUGAUGUGUCCGGUAGUGGCACCUCGCGCAAGUCUUCAUCCAAGACUGUAAGUAAUACACAAAAAAGUGAGCGCCGCCAACUCAGACUACAGGACAAAGAGCUGCAGGAGAUCUCAGAUGGUGGCUGGUGUCUCAGCAUGCAUCAGCCAUGGGCUUUGCUGCUUGUUAAGGGCAUAAAAAGGGUAGAAGGCAGAACGUGGUACACAUCCCAUAGGGGGCGCCUGUGGAUUGCUGCUGCUGCUAACAGACCUCCUCAAGAGAUUGCAGAGGUAGAGGCCAUGUACCGCCACAUUUACAAAGAAGAGCCCAAGUUUCCUGCGGAGUAUCCCACAGGCUGUCUGUUGGGCUGCGUGAACGUCUCCGAUUGUCUCUCUCAGGAGCAGUUCAGGGAACAGUAUCCCCAGAUCAGCGAGGAGUCGACUUCUCCAUUUGUCUUCAUUUGCUCCAACCCCCAGGAGUUGGUGGUGAAAUUUCCCAUGAAAGGGAAACACAAGAUUUGGAAACUGGAGAGCCAGAGCCACCAAAGUGCCAAGAAGUGUUUAAUGCAGCCAGCGUAACCUGAACAAAGCCAUGCGGUCAAGAGACGAGGAACAGAGUCCCUGUGAAAGCCUCACGUUGGCCAUGCUACAGCAGGAAUCACCAUGUCACAUAUGGGAUAUGUGGAAGAAAUGGUGACAUCAAUGCACAAUCAUUCCCUGAUUAAAUGUUAUUGCUUUUUCUGCAAUAAAAGGCUGAAGACUA
This is a messenger RNA of Cyprinus carpio (common carp), 2088 nucleotides long. It is a transcript of the gene trip4, whose product is annotated as thyroid hormone receptor interactor 4. Gene Ontology annotation, biological process: positive regulation of DNA-templated transcription. NCBI's taxonomy places the organism in Eukaryota, Metazoa, Chordata, Actinopteri, Cypriniformes, Cyprinidae. Gene Ontology annotation, cellular component: nucleus. Gene Ontology annotation, molecular function: transcription coactivator activity; zinc ion binding. The record is from RefSeq and is a predicted model, not a curated record.